UUAUCGUUGAUACGUGAGUGUCGACUGUCAGAGAAAAGUGCUAUCUUGUCAUUCAAAUAAUUGUGCUCAGUGUUGUUCAAAUUUGCUUACUUCGUUUGAAAAUCGUGUACCAUGUUAUGACGUUGCUCGUAUCGUAAUCGUUCAAAGUCAGAAACUUUACAACCCUAGCCCGAGUGCCUAAAAAACUAAAACCAAAAUUCCAACAUUUGGUUUUUCCCUUCUUAUCAGCAUGUGAAAACCGGCCCUUUUUUAUUUAGCAACUCACCAUUCAGGUUAUUUACAGCAAAAAUGACGGAGUCGCUAGAUAGUGGAACUGUCAACACAAUGCCGUCGAUGGAUGAAAAUGCACCCAACUCAUUAUCUGUGAUGGAUGAGUCGGUGUUCAUUGACUACCUGAAAAAAACUGUGUCUACUAUAUUACAUGGUGACAAAGCGGCUACAGCAGAGGCGUUGGAUUUGGCAUUUGACGAACCUAACAAUGUUGAAUGUAUUAAGAAGUUCAUAUCGGAUUCCAAUACCUCAACAAUUUUUGUUCAGAAAAGUGCCCUUAAAGAUGAGGAAACAGAAAAUGGCACAGAAGGAGAUGAAGAUAAAGAACCUCCCUUAUUCUAUUUAUCUAAUGAAGUUAUAUUUACCAAUCAAAAAAUGACUAGCUUAUCUUUUAUGAAGAGAGGAACUGUAUUAGAAGCUGAUAAGCCAAUUCCAAGUCAAGUACGAAUUGUUCAGUUUAAUGAUGGUUCACCCUAUGAGACAUUACAUGCGUUAGUUAGUAAAGCUAUAACACCAUAUUUUAAAAGUUAUGUGAAAGAAUCGGGAAGAGCUGACAGGGAUGGUGAUAAAAUGGCUCCUUCUGUUGAAAAGACUAUGGUUGAGCUAGAAAUGGGGUUGCUUCAUUUACAACAAAAUAUUGAUAUUCCUGAAGUCACGUUGACCAUAAAUCCUACCAUAUUAGCAAUGGUUAGCAAAUGUGCAGAAGAAAAUCGUAAGCCUAAGGUUUCUGAUUUUGGAGCAUUAGUAGAAGACUCAAAAUUCUUAAACCAACUUCAAGCUGGUGUUAAUCGUUGGAUUAAAGAAAUACAGAAAGUGACCAAUUUGGAUAGGGAUCCAUUAAAUGGAACAGCUUUGCAAGAAAUAAGUUUUUGGUUAAACAAAGAAAGAGCACUACAUCGUAUACAAGAAAAGCGUGAAAGCUUAGAAGUUGGACUCACGUUAGAGAUUUUAAAACAUGGAAAGCGUUUUCAUGCCACAGUUAGUUUCGACAGUGAUACUGGCUUGAAGACGGCUUUAGCAACUGUUAAUGAUUAUAACACUUUGAUGAAAGAUUUUCCUAUUAAUGAUCUGUUAGCAGCCACUGAUCUAGAUAGGAUCCGUGUUGCUAUUGAACAUAUUUUUAUACAUUUACGUAAAAUUCGUAGCACAAAAUAUCCAUUACCUAAAUUAUUAAAAUUAGUCGAAGCAAUUUCCAGGGAUUUAUUGUCAAAAUUAUUAAAAGUUUUGGGUACAAGAUUUUUAAUGCAUAUACCGUUUGAUGAAUUUGAAAAAGUAAUGUUGCAGUGUUUUAAUGUUUUCACGGCAUACGAUGAUGAAUUUGAUAAACUUCAAGUUAUUUUGAGAGAUGUUGUCAAGCGGAAACGCGAUGAAACAUUUAAAGUAGUUUGGAGAAUACAACCAGAUCAUAAACGAUUACAAACUAGACUUGAACACAUGAGAAAGUUUAGACAACAACACGAACAAUUACAAGCUGUUAUAAUGAGGGUACUACGGCCAACUGCUCAACAAUCGCAAAUACGGGAAGAUCAAGAUCAAGGUCCUGUUUCUUUAUCACCUGCCCCAGAUACUAGUGCUAUUGAGGAAGUAAAUUCCGCUUAUGAAAAUAUUAAAGUGGUUGACUGUCUAGACAUUAGUCGUGAAGGAGUUGAAGCAUGGGAAGCUGCAGUUGCCCGUUACGAAGAACGUAUUGACAGAGUCGAAGCUAGAAUUACUGCACAUCUUAGAGAUCAGUUAGGAACGGCUCGUAAUGCUAAUGAGAUGUUUCGUAUAUUUUCUCGAUUCAACGCUUUGUUUGUGCGCCCUCACAUUCGUGGAGCAAUACGGGAAUAUCAAACGCAACUCAUCAAUAAAGUCAAAGAAGAUAUUGAAGCUCUCCAUGAUAAAUUCAAGACCCAGUACCCACAAAGCAAAGCCUACUUUUUGAGUCACCAGCAAGAUAUACCACCAGUAGCCGGAUCUAUUCUAUGGGCAAAACUCAUUGACAGCCAACUUUCAGCAUAUUUGCGACGAGUUGAGGAUGUUUUAGGUAAAGGUUGGGAAGAUCAUUUGGAAGGUCAGAAAUUAAAAGCCGAUGGAGAUAGCUUUCGGUUAAAAUUGAACACUAGAGAUAUUUUUGAUGAUUGGGCACGGGGUGUUCAACAAAGGAACAUGGGUGUAUCUGGUAGAAUAUUCACUAUUGAGAGUACAAGAUCAAGAACUGGUAGAGGAAAUGUGUUGAAGCUAAGGGUAAACUUUUUACCAGAAAUAAUUACACUUUCAAAAGAAGUAAGGCACCUAAAAAAUCUAGGAUUCCGUGUGCCAUUAGCUAUUGUAAACAAAGCUCAUCAAGCCAACCAACUGUAUCCAUUUGCUAUUUCUCUGAGAGAAAGUGUUCGCACUUAUGAAUGUACUUUAGAUAAACUUAUCAAUAGGAAUUCUUACCUUAAGACUGAAGAUAAGACCAGUAUUGUACCUUUGAUAGCUGGUUUACACAAAGAUACCCAAGCACUUAUUGCAGAAGGUAUUCAAAUGGUUUGGGAGAGUUACAAAUUAGACCAGUAUGUACAAAAGUAUGCUGAACAAAUUCUUGCUUUUCAAGAAAAAGUUGAAGACCUACUAGUAGUUGAAGAGCAACUUGAUUUAGAUGUCAAAUCAUUAGAAACAUGUGCUUAUUCUGCAAGUACUUUGGCAGAUAUUCUAUCCAAAAUUCAAAGAGCUGUAGACGAUCUCUCAUUACGACAAUAUUCAAAUUUACACAUUUGGGUUACUCGCCUUGACCAACAGAUUGAGAAAAGUUUAUCGGCAAGGCUGCAAGCUGGUAUUCAGGCAUGGACUGAAGCUUUAGAGGGAAAAAAGAAAGAUUUGAGUAUGGACACAGACGCACCACCUCAACCAACCAACAAACUGGGCGGUGACCCUCAAAUCAAAGUUCAGAUACUUGAAGUCCGAAUAACAAAUCAAACUAUUUAUUUAUAUCCUAAUUUAUGUGAAGCACGUGUUCAACUUAUGCAACAGUUCUUUGCCUGGCAAGCAGUAGUAACAUCUCAAGUUAGGUUACAAAGUUCUAGAUACCAAGUCGGUUUAGACCAACCAACGUCACAAACCUAUCAAGACCUUUUGGCUAAUUUACCAUCCGGCGAAGCUGCUUUAACAGCGGCAUUUGAUGCAAUGGAAAAAAAGAUAAACGAAGCUGAAAAAUACAUGUCCGAGUGGUUAAUUUACCAGUCAUUGUGGGAUUUACAAGCAGACAAUUUGUAUAGUCAAAUGGGAGAAGAUAUCAAUAUUUGGAUGACAUAUUUAAAUGAUAUUCAGAAAUCUCGUAAAACAUUUGACACUACUGAGACUCGAAAAGAUUUGGGGCCGUUCAUCAUAGAAUAUGGCAAAGUUCAAAGUAAAGUAGCUUUAAAAUAUGAUUCUUGGCAUAAAGAAAUUUUGAACAAGUUUGGAGGUCUACUCGGUAACAGUAUGACAGAAUUUCAUGUCCAAGUUGCUAAAUCACGAAAUGAUAUGGAAAAACAAUCUAUUGAAGCAGCAAGUACAUCGGAUGCUGUAUCAUUUAUUACUUACGUUCAGUCAUUAAAACGUAGUAUGAAGGCUUGGGAAAAGCAAGUAGAUCUUUAUAAAAAAGGUCAGAAAAUUUUAGAAAGACAGCGUUUCCAAUUCCCUAGCAACUGGCUUGAUUUAGAUAAUGUGGAAGGUGAAUGGAGUGCAUUUAAUGAAAUCAUAAAGCGGAAAGACAAGUCUAUACAAACUCAAGUUCAAAGUUUACAAAUGAAGAUAAUUGCUGAAAAUAAAGCGGUGGAGACAAGAACUAACGAUUUCCUCUUAGAAUGGGAGCAGGGUAAACCGGUUUCCGGUAGCACCCAACCUGAUGAUGCUUUGUCUCAACUACAAGUAUUUGAAAAUAAAUUCACUCGUAUUAAGGAAGAACGAGAUAACGUAACGAAAGCCAAGGAAGCCCUGGAACUCAAAGACGCAGCUGGAAGUGCAUUGUCUAGUGCAGAAGACCGCAUGAUAGUAGUAUUUGAAGAAAUGCAAGACUUGAAAGGGGUAUGGUCUGAACUAUCAAAAAUAUGGGUACAGAUUGAUGAGAUCAGAGAAAAACCAUGGUUAUCAGUGCAACCAAGGAAGCUACGUCAGCAAUUGGAUGGUUUGACUAAUCAGUUGAAAGAAUUACCUGCUCGAUUUAGGCAAUAUUCAUCUUAUGAAUAUGUCAAAAAACUGCUGCAAAGUUACGUGAAGGUGAACAUGACCGUGAUUGAAUUAAAAUCUGAAGCAUUGAAAGAUCGCCAUUGGAAGCAGCUGAUGCGUAAACUCAGAGUAAACUGGUCUUUUUCAGAUGUAACUUUAGGACAAAUUUGGGAUGUUGAUUUGCAAGCCAACGAAGCUGUUGUUAAAGAUAUCAUAAUGACUGCUCAAGGAGAAAUGGCCUUAGAAGAGUUUCUUAAACAAGUUCGGGAUACAUGGCAAUCAUAUUCAUUGGAUUUAAUAAAUUAUCAGAAUAAGUGCCGUUUGAUAAGAGGAUGGGAUGAACUGUUCAAUACUGUUAAAGAACACAUCAACUCUGUAGCAGCAAUGAAGUUGUCUCCUUACUACAAGGUUUUUGAGGAAGAAGCCUUGACUUGGGAAGAAAAAUUAAACCGCAUCAAUACUCUUUUUGAUGUUUGGAUCGAUGUUCAGCGUAGAUGGGUUUAUUUGGAAGGUAUUUUCUCUGGAAGUGCCGAUAUCAAGACUUUAUUGCCUGUGGAAACAUCAAGAUUUCACAAUAUAAGUUCGGACUUUUUGGGUCUGAUGAAAAAAGUUUCUAAAUCAAGAAUGGUCAUUGAUGUAUUGAAUAUUCAAGGAGUCCAACGGUCACUUGAAAGAUUGGCAGAUUUAUUAGGAAAAAUACAAAAAGCACUCGGAGAGUAUUUAGAAAGAGAAAGAAUGUCUUUUCCAAGGUUUUAUUUUGUCGGGGAUGAAGAUCUUUUAGAAAUAAUCGGAAAUAGUAAAAAUAUCACUAGACUACAAAAACACUUUAAGAAAAUGUUUGCUGGAGUAGCCUCUAUCAUUUUGGAUGAGACAUCUACUAAUAUUCUUGGUAUAGCAUCACGUGAAGGAGAGGAAGUUAUCUUUAGUAACCCUAUUUCUACAGUGGACCAUCCAAAAAUUAAUGAAUGGCUUACUUUGGUUGAAAAAGAAAUGCGUUAUACUUUGGCGUCACGUUUGAGUGAAGCUGUUACUAAUAGUAAACAAUUUAAACAAGAAACCAUCGAUCAUGAUGCAUUUAUGAAAUGGUGUGAUACAUAUCAAGCACAGAUUGUGGUUUUGUCAGCUCAAAUAUUGUGGAGUGAAGAUAUUGAAACGGCAUUGCAUCAAAUUCAUACUCAAUGUGAAAGCGAAAACGGUGCUCCUCCUAAAUUAGCACCUUUAGAAAAUGUUUUAGCUCAAGUCGAAACAUCAUUAAACUUUUUAGCAGAUUCCGUUUUGCAAGAACAGCCUCCCCUGAGAAGAAAGAAACUUGAAUACUUGAUAAAUGAAUAUGUUCAUAAACGUAUGAUUACUAGAAGAUUAAUAUCAAGAAAAGUCUGUAGCGCUCGUUCUUUUGAAUGGUUGUGUGAAAUGAGAUUUUAUUUGGAUGUACAUCAAACUGAUGUUUUAAAACAACUUACUAUACAAAUGGCUAAUGCCAAUUUUUACUAUGGAUUUGAGUAUCUCGGUGUACAAGAUAGAUUAGUACAAACUCCUUUGACUGAUCGUUGUUAUUUGACUAUGACUCAAGCUUUAGAAGCCAGAUUAGGAGGAUCUCCUUUUGGUCCUGCUGGAACUGGUAAAACAGAAUCUGUUAAAGCUCUGGGUCACCAAUUGGGAAGAUUUGUUUUGGUAUUCAAUUGUGAUGAAACAUUCGACUUCCAAGCUAUGGGGAGAAUAUUUGUUGGUUUGUGUCAAGUCGGAGCUUGGGGUUGUUUUGAUGAGUUUAACAGAUUGGAAGAGAGAAUGUUAUCAGCUGUUUCACAACAAAUACAAACUAUACAAGAAGCACUUAAAUCUCAAAUGGAUUCGAAAAAAACUAAUAUUACUGUGGAACUUGUUGGGAAACAAGUUCGAGUUUCUACCGACAUGGCAAUAUUUAUAACUAUGAAUCCUGGUUAUGCUGGCCGUUCAAAUCUACCAGAUAACUUAAAAAAAUUAUUCCGAUCAUUAGCGAUGACGAAGCCUGACCGUCAGCUCAUAGCUGAAGUGAUGUUGUUCUCACAAGGUUUCCGUACAGCCGAGAAGUUGGCGUGCAAAAUCGUGCCCUUCUUCAAAUUAUGUGAUGAACAACUUUCCAACCAAUCUCAUUAUGACUUUGGAUUGCGAGCAUUAAAGUCAGUUUUAGUAUCAGCUGGUAAUGUUAAAAGAGAUCGAAUUCAACAUAUAAAAGGAAUCAGUGCUACAACAGAAAGGCACAGUUUGAACGAAGCUGAAAUUGCAGAGAACUUGCCAGAACAAGAGAUAUUGAUUCAAUCUGUCUGUGAAACCAUGGUUCCAAAACUUGUAGCUGAGGAUAUUCCUCUUCUAUUUUCAUUGCUAAAUGAUGUAUUCCCACAAGUACAGUAUAAACGUGCCCAAAUGACCGUAUUGAAAGAACAAAUUAGAAAAGUAUGUUCAGAAGAAUAUUAUGUUUGUGGAGAAGAUGAUGAGCUUGGAGGUCCCUGGAUGGAAAAGGUUUAUAUGGGGGAGACGUGGAUACAAAAGGUGUUGCAACUAUACCAAAUAUGUGAAUUAAACCACGGUCUAAUGAUGGUUGGCCCUAGUGGGUCAGGUAAAUCUAGUGCUUGGAAAGUGCUAUUGAAAGCUUUAGAACGAAUGGAUGGAAUGGAAGGUCAAGCCCACGUAAUUGACCCUAAAGCUAUAUCCAAGGAAGCAUUGUACGGUGCAUUAGAUCCUAAUACCAGGGAAUGGACUGAUGGUUUAUUUACUCAUAUAUUAAGAAAAAUUGUUGAUAAUGUUCGUGGUGAAAUAAAUAAGAGACAGUGGAUUAUCUUUGAUGGUGAUGUUGAUCCAGAGUGGGUUGAAAACUUGAACUCUGUUUUAGAUGAUAAUAAACUGUUAACUUUACCUAAUGGAGAACGUCUCUCACUUCCUCCUAACGUCAGGAUAAUGUUUGAGGUACAAGAUUUGAAGUAUGCUACUCUUGCUACUGUAUCUCGGUGUGGUAUGAUAUGGUUUAGUGAAGAUGUAUUGACUACUGAAAUGAUAUUUGAAAAUUAUUUAAUGCGGUUAAAAAGUAUACCAAUUGAUGAAGGAGAUGAAGAUUCAAUAUCUCUUAUACCACAACCCUUGUCUGUGAACUCUGGACCCGGCAAUGAACAAUUUAUUUCACCAUCAUUACAGCUCCAACUGGAUAUUGUUUCUAUGCUACAACCGCAUUUAUCAUCUGAUGGUUUAGUUGUUCGCUGUUUGGAGUAUGCCAUGAAACAAGAGCAUAUUAUGGAUUUUACACGAUUAAGAGCUUUAGGAUCACUGUUUUCUAUGAUUAAUCAAAGCAUUAGAAAUGUGCUUCAAUAUAACAGAACUCAUUCAGAUUUUCCCCUUCCUCAUGACCAACUAGAGCAGUACAUUCCAAAAUGUUUAGUGUAUGCUAUCUUGUGGAGUUUUGCAGGUGAUGCAAAACUUAAAGUACGCUCUGAUAUAGGUGAAUUUAUAAGAUCAGUGACAACAGUUUCUUUACCUCCAAUGACAGAAAAUAUUAUUGAUUAUGAAAUUAAUGUCCAUGGCGAUUGGGUGCCAUGGUCUAGUCGUGUUCCACAAGUAGAAGUUGAAACUCAUAAAGUGGCCUCUCCCGAUGUUGUUGUACCUACAUUGGACACAGUUCGACACGAAACAUUGUUAUAUACUUGGCUUGCAGAGCAUAAACCUUUAGUAUUAUGUGGUCCGCCUGGUUCUGGUAAAACUAUGACAUUGUUUUCGGCUUUAAGAGCUUUACCUGACAUGGAAGUUGUAGGAUUAAAUUUUUCAUCUGCGACUACUCCAGAAUUACUAUUGAAAACUUUUGAUCAUUAUUGUGAAUAUCGUAAAACACCAAAUGGAAUUUUCUUGUCUCCUAUUCAACUUGGUAAAUGGCUUGUAUUGUUUUGUGAUGAAAUUAAUUUGCCUGAUAUGGAUAACUAUGGCACUCAAAGAGUAAUAUCAUUUUUGCGACAACUAGUAGAGCGACGAGGAUUUUAUAAACCAACUGGGGAUCAAGCGUGGGUAUCCUUGGAGAGGAUACAAUUUGUUGGUGCUUGUAAUCCCCCAACAGACCCUGGCAGAAAACCAUUGUCUCACAGAUUCUUGCGUCAUGUUCCAGUAAUCUAUGUUGAUUACCCAGGCGAAACGUCUUUGAAACAAAUUUAUGGAACAUUCAGCAGAGCAAUGUUGCGAUUAAUUCCUACGCUACGCGGAUAUGCAGAACCACUCACAAAUGCUAUGGUCGAAUUCUAUUUAGCGUCUCAAGAACGCUUUACGCAAGACAUGCAACCACAUUAUGUAUAUUCUCCCAGAGAAAUGACUAGGUGGGUCAGGGGAAUAUGUGAAGCAAUUAGACCAUUAGAAACGUUAAGUGUUGAUGGUUUGGUACGACUUUGGGCACAUGAGGCCUUACGUCUAUUCCAAGAUCGUUUGGUAGACGAUUCUGAACGCCAAUGGACCAAUGAAAAUAUAGACAUAGUAGGCAUGAAACAUUUCCCCGGAAUCAACAAAGAAGAAGCCUUGCAGCGACCAAUACUUUACAGCAAUUGGUUGCACAAAGAUUACGUACCAGUCGAUAGAAAACAACUUCGUGAUUAUGUGGCUGCCAGGCUAAAGGUGUUCUAUGAAGAAGAGUUAGAUGUCAAAAUAGUACUGUUUGAUGAAGUUUUGGAUCACGUACUAAGGAUAGACAGAAUAUUUAGACAACCGCAAGGCCAUUUGUUAUUAAUUGGUGUAUCUGGAGCUGGAAAAACUACCCUUUCCCGUUUUGUAGCAUUUAUGAAUGGUCUUUCAGUAUUCCAAAUAAGAGUUCAUAAUAAAUAUACAAGUGAAGAUUUUGAUGAGGAUUUAAGAGCAGUGUUAAGAAGAUCUGGCUGUAAAAACGAAAAAAUAACAUUUAUACUCGAUGAAUCAAAUGUAUUAGAAUCUGGAUUCCUUGAGCGUAUGAAUACUUUGUUGGCUAAUGGAGAAGUUCCUGGUUUAUUUGAAGGAGACGAGUUUACUACUUUGAUGACACAAUGUAAAGAAGGAAGUCAAAGAGAAGGUUUGAUGUUAGAUUCUAAUGAAGAAUUAUAUAAAUGGUUCACUGGGCAAGUAAUGAGAAAUUUACAUGUUGUAUUCACAAUGAAUCCCAGUUCAGAAGGAUUGAAAGACAGAGCUGCUACAUCUCCAGCACUUUUUAACAGAUGUGUACUUAAUUGGUUUGGAGACUGGUCUGACACAGCACUUUUCCAAGUUGGUCAAGAAUUUACUCGAGCCGUUGAUUUAGAUGGGCCACCUAUGUGGAAAGCUCCCGAUUUUUUCCCAUCAGCAUGUUCCUUAGUACCUAGUAUUCCUGAUUAUCGUAGUGCGGUUGUGAAUGCUUUUGUUUAUGUUCAUCAAACCCUACAUAAAGCCAAUAGCCGCUUAGUGAAAAGAGGUUCAAGAACUAUGGCAAUUACACCAAGGCAUUACUUGGAUUUUAUAAAUCACUUUGUCAAGUUGCAUAAAGAAAAGCGAGCAGAACUUGAAGAGCAGCAACUUCAUUUGAAUGUGGGUUUGUCAAAAAUUGCUGAAACUGUGGAGCAAGUAGAAGAGAUGCAAAAAUCAUUGGCAGUCAAGUCAAUCGAGCUAAAUGCUAAGAACGAAGCAGCCAAUGCAAAAUUGCAACAGAUGUUUAAAGAACAACAUGAAGCUGAAAAACGAAAAGUACAAUCUCAAGAAAUACAAGAGCAGAUAAAAGCACAGCAAGUGUUAAUAGCAGAAAAGCGAAAAGAUGUCAUGGCCGAUCUCGCACAUGUCGAACCUGCUGUUUUAGAUGCUCAGCAAGCUGUCAAGGAAAUUAAGAAACAGCAGUUAGUGGAAGUACGGUCUAUGGCUAAUCCUCCUGCAGUUGUGAAAUUAGCUUUAGAGUCCAUAUGUUUACUGCUUGGGGAAAAUGCAUCGGAUUGGAAAUCAAUCAGAGCAGUUGUUAUGAGAGAAAACUUUAUAAAUUCAAUUGUUACCAAUUUCAGCACGGAAAACAUUUCUGAUGACGUACGUAAGAAAAUGCAUAUCAAUUAUUUAAAUAAUCCAGACUACACAUUUGAAAAAGUUAAUAGAGCUAGUAUGGCUUGUGGUCCUAUGGUUAAGUGGGCAAUAGCACAGGUCAGCUAUGCAGAUGUAUUAAAGAGAGUAGAGCCAUUACGCGAUGAGCUAAAAUCACUUGAAACCCAAGCGUCAGACAAUAAAGUUAAAAAUGAGGAAACAACUGCACUUAUUUCUCAACUGGAACAGACUAUCACAGAGUACCAAGAAGAAUAUGCUCAGCUCAUUUCUCAAGCUCAAGCAAUCAAGUCCGAUUUGGAGAAUGUCCAAAGCAAAGUUGACCGAUCUAUUGCUUUAUUAAAAUCUUUGGUUAUCGAAAGAGAGAGGUGGGAAAGUACAAGAGAUACAUUUAGAUCCCAGAUGGCCACAAUUAUUGGCGAUGUUCUGUUAUCUUCAGCAUAUUUGGCUUACGCUGGAUACUUUGAUCAACACUAUCGUCAAAACUUAUUCACUACAUGGUGUCAACACCUUUACUUAGCAGGAAUCCAAUAUAGAUCUGAUAUUGCACUAACCGAAUAUUUGUCUAAUCCAGAUGAAAGGCUCCGAUGGCAUGCUAAUUCAUUACCUACUGAUGAUUUAUGUACAGAGAACGCAAUCAUGUUAAAGAGGUACAACAGAUAUCCAUUAAUAAUUGAUCCGUCAGGUCAAGCAACCGAAUUUAUAUUAAAAGAAUAUGCAGAUGCAAAGAUAACAAAAACUAGUUUCCUUGACGAUUCCUUCAGAAAGAAUCUCGAAUCCGCUUUACGUUUUGGAAAUCCCCUUCUAGUACAGGAUGUUGAAAAUUAUGAUCCGAUUUUAAAUCCUGUAUUGAAUCGAGAAUUACGUCGCACCGGUGGUCGUGUAUUAAUUACUCUGGGUGAUCAAGACAUAGAUUUGUCACCCAAAUUUGUUAUAUUCCUGUCUACACGUGAUCCAACUGUAGAAUUUUCGCCGGACAUUUGUUCAAGAGUUAUGUUUGUUAAUUUCACAGUUACCAGAUCAUCAUUACAGAGUCAAUGUUUAGAUCGCGUUUUGAAAGCUGAACGUCCUGACAUUGAUACCAAACGGUCUGACCUUCUUAAACUUCAAGGUGAAUUCCAUUUGAGAUUGAGACAACUAGAAAAAUCACUAUUACAAGCAUUGAACGAAGCUAAGGGUAAAAUUUUGGAUAAUGAUUCUGUAAUAACGACAUUGGAAAGACUUAAACAAGAAGCAGCCGAUAUAAGCAAAAAAGUAGAAGAAACUGAUAAAGUUAUUGCUGAAAUUGAAACUGUUUCUCAGCAGUAUAAACCAUUGGCUCAAGCUUGUAGCAACAUGUAUUUCACUAUGGAUAGUUUGAAUCAAGUUCAUUUCCUUUAUCAGUAUUCGUUGAAAUUCUUUUUGGAAAUAUUUAGUUCUGUACUUUUGUCCAAUCCAAGAUUAACAUCUGUUACCGAUCAUACAUCGCGAUUAGAUAUUGUCACAAAAGACCUAUUUUCAGUGUGUUACGAGAGAGUAGCUCGGGGCAUGUUACAUAAUGAUCGGUUAACAUUUGCAAUACUUUUGUGUCGAAUAAGUUUGAAGGGUACUUCUAUUGGUAACACGUUAGACUCUGAAUUCCAAUUUUUCCUUCGUGGCAAAGAAGGAGUUUUGAGUUCUAACAAUUCGUCAGGGCAAGGUUCGCUGAGUAGCUUAAACCAAGAUCAGAUCGAAGCUAUGGUAAGGUUGUCACAUAGAAUUCCAGCAUUUAAACAUCUACAAGAACGUGUCGAAGAAAUGCCUGAAUUUGGACCUUGGCUAGCACAAAACACACCAGAACAAUGCGUACCUAAACUUUGGGACGAACAAACUCCGUUUAGUCCUGUAGCGACAGCAAUGUACCAACUUCUUGCUAUUCAAGCAUUUAGACCAGAUAGAGUCGUGGCUUCAGCAUAUCUAUUCGUCGAAGCGACAUUUGGAGCUUAUUUACUUUCCUCAGCUGAACGUGAACCGGAUUUGUCAACAAUAGUUUUGAACGAAUUAGAUUGUAGUGUACCAGCAUUAUUGUGUUCAGUCUCGGGAUAUGAUGCUUCUGGUCGUGUGGAUGACCUCGCUGCUCAAAAUAGUCAGCCGUUGUCAUCCGUAGCCAUUGGAUCGGCUGAAGGAUUCCGUCAAGCCACUGACGCUAUAAAUUCAGCUGUUCGUCUUGGACGAUGGGUACUGUUGAAAAAUGUACAUUUAGCUCCUCAAUGGCUAGUACAAUUGGAGAAAAAGUUACACAGUCUUCAACCGCAUACCAACUUUAGACUGUUCCUAACUAUGGAAAUCAACCCUGGUGUGCCUGUGAAUUUGUUAAGAGCUGGUCGUAUAUUUGUCUUUGAACCACCCCCCGGUGUGAAAGCCAAUUUGAUCCGUACAUUUAAUACUAUUCCAGCAUCUCGAAUGAUGAAAGUACCCAACGAAAGAGCCAGACUGUACUUUUUACUUGCAUGGUUCCACGCUAUUGUACAAGAGCGUUUACGCUACACUCCACUCGGUUGGGCUAAACAUUAUGAAUUCAACGAAUCUGAUCUUAGAGUAGCUUGUGACACACUAGAUACUUGGAUAGAAACAACGGCUAAAAACCGCACAAAUUUACCUCCUGAAAAAAUUCCUUGGGAUGCAUUGGUCACAUUGUUGUCCCAGUGUAUUUAUGGUGGUAAAAUUGAUAACGACUACGAUCAAAGACUGCUAGCGUCAUUUUUAGGUAAAUUGUUCACCCCUCGCAGUUUUGAAACUGGUUUUGCAUUGGUCGCUAAUGUGGAUGGUGUUGGUGGAGACGAUAAUAGACAAAUAACAAUGCCUAAUGGAUCGAGAAGAGACCAUUUUUUGCAUUGGAUUGAAAACUUAUCAGACAGACAAUCACCAUCAUGGUUAGGAUUGCCGAACAAUGCUGAAAAAGUACUCCUGACUACUAGAGGUACUGACUUGGUAAGUAAAUUGUUGAAAAUGCAGCAGCUUGAAGAUGAAGACGAACUCGCUUAUGUUACUGAUCAAGUAAAUAAGGAUGGUGGACCUGAGUCCAGCAUUGGUUUGCCAACACCAGAUGGAAGGCCGGCUUGGAUGAGGACAUUGAACAAUUCGGCCACUACAUGGCUUCAAUUAUUGCCCCAAUCACUACAGACAUUGAAACGUACAGUAGAAAAUAUUAAAGAUCCCUUGUACCGUUACUUUGAACGAGAAGUGAACUUUGGUUCAAAGUUAUUGCAGGAAGUCAUACACGACUUGAACGAAGUAGCCGCUAUAUGCCAAGGCGACAAGAAACAAACUAAUUAUCACAGAAGUUUAUUGAGUGAUUUAGUUAAAGGAAAACUACCGACUGGGUGGCGUCGGUACACAGUACCCAACGGGUGUACAGUUAUACAGUGGAUAUCUGAUUUUAGCCAGCGCGUUAAACAAUUGCAACAAGUAUCGCAACUAGUUUCACAGCGUGGAGCAAGUCAAAUAAAAUCUUUCCCCGUUUGGCUUGGUGGUCUUUUAAAUCCAGAAGCUUACAUUACAGCCACUAGACAAUGUAUUGCUCAGGCAAACUCGUGGUCUUUGGAAGAGUUAAUUUUGGACGUUACUAUUACGGAUACAUUUGAGUAUGAUGCAGAUAAACAAGAUGAGUGCAGCUUUGGAGUUAUUGGUCUUAAGCUACAGGGUGCUCAGUGUCGUAACAACCAAUUAUUGUUAACUUCGUCGAUAAUGACAGAUCUACCUGUAACACUUCUACGGUGGACACAUGUUUCAACUGAAGAGUGCUUGAGACCCAAUAAAUUGUCUUUGCCGGUCUAUUUGAAUUCAACUCGUUCAGAAUUGUUAUUUACCGUGGAGUUAGAUGUAGCGCCUGGUCAAGAUCAUCAUACGUUUUAUGAAAGAGGAGUUGCUUUGCUAACGUCUACAGCUUUAAAUUAAGUAAAAUAUACACAUACUAAUAUAAUAUAUAAAUUUAUUGAAUUAUAUUAUAAUGCAUUGUACUUUAAAUAUCUUUAUCAUGUCGUGGUCCCAAAGCACGGUGCCAUUUAUUUAAUAUUUAUAAUAUCCUAAACAAAUCUUUCAAAUAGCUGUGAAUGCAUAUUAUUUAUUAACUUAUUUUAUUACUUGUCUAAUUUUAUGUUCUAUCAUAUUAAUAAAUCAAUUUUUAUAAUCAACAUAUUUUUAUAAUAGAUAAAAUAAUAUUUUUAGGCUUAAUGUUAUAGUUUGAAUUUAUUGUCGCUCAGUUUGUAUUUGGUUAUAAUUCCUUAAAAAAAAAAAAAUAGUAAUAAUAAUGUUGAGAUCUGUUGUUAUCUCUGAAAAAAUUAAUUGUAAUACAAGUUACUUAUUGAAAUUUAUUUUCAUGUAUUUUUAU
Messenger RNA from Adelges cooleyi (spruce gall adelgid), 14812 nucleotides. RefSeq names its product dynein heavy chain, cytoplasmic (gene Dhc64C). The record is from RefSeq and is a predicted model, not a curated record. Gene Ontology annotation, biological process: microtubule-based movement. Bases 289 to 14379 code for a protein of 4696 amino acids. NCBI's taxonomy places the organism in Eukaryota, Metazoa, Arthropoda, Insecta, Hemiptera, Adelgidae. Gene Ontology annotation, molecular function: ATP binding; ATP hydrolysis activity; minus-end-directed microtubule motor activity. The transcript has 64 exons. Gene Ontology annotation, cellular component: dynein complex.